AUGGUUUCCAAUGCCAGCACUGCGGGCGUGAAGAAACCGUCCAAGGGUGAGCCCAGGACAACCAAACAUAGCCAAGAGCAGCUGGAACAGCUCCUUGACGAGGCACAAAGCGGAGGGAUUACCAAUGGAGAGGGUCCGAGUGCUGACGAAAAAGUGUCUGCUGCACCGGGACCCGGGGACGGCCGACAAUCUCCAGACAGGGAGCAGCCACUUCAAUCAAAUUCAAACCAAAAUGGCGAUAUUUCAGGAGGUUUUCGCAGCGAAACACAGCAUGCGGACGACUCUCCGUCGAGUGAUGUGGACAUGUCGGACGUUGAACCCCAAACCUCCGGCAAGUCGGUCUCUGCUGGUCCCACGGGAGCACGCGCACGUGGCUUGGAUGAUUCAACCAACGACAAGCAACUACUUGUGGACUUUCAGCAGAUGAGCAUAAGUGAACACCGUCACUCAAAGAAGAAAAGACACGAAGAUCCCCAACCAGGCGACAUAGAGGCGUUCGGUGGCCAAUCGAACAACCGAUUCUUUAUUUUUCGAGUUGGCCCCAUCAAGGCCCCCAAGUACGUGUAUCGAAGGACAAAUGCGUAUAGCACAAAGGGUUUGAAGAAUCUUUCAUUCGCCAACAAUCGGAUUUCCAAGCUCAGAUACGAAGCCGAAAACGGGGAUCAACAUUGGCAAUAUACAAAAGAUAAUAUUGUUGGGGUUAGAGGCAUCGCCAUUGAUGAAACGGGGAACAGCCUCAGGAGCCCACAUACAUGGAUCAAGAUCGAAUGGAUGGAUAUCAAAAAAGAGCACCAGGCCUUGUUAGGUGAAGAAUGCAACUGGACAACGAGAUCGGAUGUGAUCCGAUUGAUGGGCCCGAAACUGGCCAGCUUGGUAAUCCACGCAGCCUGGGACGCGCAGGAGACUCUACACCUCGAGGCGAUCAAUAGUGAGGGUAAAUCAGCUCAUCGCCCACUUACGCCAUGUCCUUUAGCUAUGUUCGAGGACAAGAAAAUCAAGCGAGAAAGAUCUGACUCGCCGCAUCGGUACGAAUCAUCCUCGGUCCUGCUGAAGCCCCUUUCGUCGGCCCCCAAGAGCCAUUCCAGCAUCUCAGGUACCAAUCCGGUCACAGGUAUCAAACAAGAGCCAGAGGAGGAACCCCGCUCCUCCAUUGAGGAUGCGCCUGCACCGAAUGCCACCCAGAAUGAAAGCAGCGGGGGCAGCCAAAACAAGAAAAAGGCACCUCAGAAAUUCAACAUUCACACCUACAUGGCGAAUGUGGAAAAGUUGGAAAAGUGGAACACUUUCACCAAAGACGAGAGAGAAGAGAAAUACAGAAAGGCGUUGGCUCAUUAUGAUCAUUACAAAGAGGAGAGGCUGCUCAUGGGCGAUGAAGAGGCUGAAGAAGAACUCUGA
Molecule: messenger RNA, 1395 nt
Organism: Penicillium brevicompactum
Lineage: Eukaryota; Fungi; Ascomycota; Eurotiomycetes; Eurotiales; Aspergillaceae
Exons: 1
Coding region: 1-1395 (464 amino acids)
Source: RefSeq, a predicted model, not a curated record